AUGGCCACACCACCUUUUCCUUUAUUACCUUCUUCGCACCCAAUAUCCGUUCACACAGCUCCACCUACACCAGCCGUCGUACCUCCUCCACCGCCUCGUUAUAGUGUUUAUUCUAGUGACCCACGAGCUCACCUAAUAAGCGGGGCUAAUUCUCCGUCGAAUUUUUAUUUUCAAUUUUAUUCUACUUCACCAACCGGAAACGAUCAAAGGUUCUUUUCUAAAGGUUUCGAAAAUCAGUCUCCGGUCUGCUGUGAUAAUAUUCUUCCUCCGAUAAACACGUCAACUCAGUUGGUCAAUGACUUUAACACGUCAGUUAGUGAAAUACAUAGUUCUGGUAGUAUGUUCGUAUCACCUCAACAUAGUGGAAGUCAUUCACCUUCAUUAGUAAAUAGACCGCGACGUGACCAAAGACGUAGUAGUGAACCCAAUUAUCGAGUUAUGGAAUAUGGUACAAUUGAUUCACCACCAUUACCGCGUAGUGUUUAUUCCUCACCUAUUUCUACAGGUGGUUUCGUGUUUACUCAAGAAAGACAACCACCACCACCUCAACUCGAUAUGACACAAAAAUUUAAUAAUGAUCUGAGAUUAUCAACGUCCAUCACUAAUCAGAAUACUCACGCGCAUCGUAGAACUUCUACUUUGUCCAAAAUUUUGCAAACCCCCGAUGAUGAUCAGAUCAAUUCCAAGAGAUUGAGAUUUGACAGGAGGGAGGAUGGGAAUAGAGACAACGAAGAUGGUGAUAGUAGUGGUAGUUGCGGUAAUGGUUGUCCAGAGAGUAUCAGUCUUUCACCACUUCGUAUCGCGCCUAUUCCCAACGCGAUGAGUACGUCAUCAAAUGGUUCACCGGUUACUACGAAUAGUAGUGAUACUGGUAGCAUGCUAGGUGAACAAGUCCCACAACAACCAAUUUUACGUCAAAACAAAGGUCUUAGACAUUUCAGCAAACAAGUUUGCGAUAAAGUAGAACUUAAAGGCGUUACCACCUAUAAUGAGGUUGCAGAUGAAUUGUCUGAAGAUUUUGCAGCUCAUAUGCAAGAACAUGGUGGGGUGGUCGAUCAAAAAAAUAUACGACGUAGAGUAUAUGACGCAUUAAAUGUAUUAAUGGCAAUGGAUAUUAUCGCGAAAGAUAAAAAAGAGAUCAGAUGGUUAGGAUUACCAGGGCAAAAAAAUAAUGCGAAUUUGGCUUCAUCGUCUGCGACGGAGGCCGAAAUCGAAAGGCAAAAAUCUGAAAUUAGAGUUUUGGAGCAACAAAACCGACGCUUAAGUAAACAAGUGGAUGAGGCUAAAGUUGCUUUCCAAUACAAAAUAGCUAAUGUGCAUAUCUUGCAAUACAUUGGAAUGGAUAAAAUCACACCUGAAGAUAUGCAACAAUGGGUUAGUCCUGAACAUUUAAAGUGGAUUAUCACGAAACAGGGUGAAGAUGGGGAUUAUCGUAUAAGCUACGAACAGUGA
This is a messenger RNA of Racocetra fulgida, 1452 nucleotides long. Lineage: Eukaryota; Fungi; Glomeromycota; Glomeromycetes; Diversisporales; Gigasporaceae. The record is from the annotation of a GenBank genome assembly.